GCGCGAGAGCAUGAGUAGACGAGAGGCUCCCCGCGCACGCGCUAUUAUUGUUUUGACUGAAAAUGCCGUCGGUUUCGAAAACGGCGGCGAGCGCUUCUCCUCAAACCGAGAAACCAACCCACUAUACAUAUUUGAAGGAGUUCAGGACCGAGCAGUGCCCACUGUUUUUGCAGCACAAAUGCACACAGCAUAGACCCUUUACCUGUUUCCACUGGCAUUUUCUAAACCAGCGAAGACGGAGACCCAUACGGAGAAGAGACGGGACUUUUAAUUACAGCCCAGAUGUGUAUUGCACGAAGUAUGAUGAAACAACAGGAAUAUGCCCCGAUGGAGACGAUUGCCCAUACUUACACCGGACCACCGGUGACACAGAGCGCAAGUACCAUUUACGCUACUAUAAGACCGGCACCUGCAUCCAUGAGACAGAUGCCCGUGGACAUUGUGUGAAGAACGGCCUCCACUGCGCCUUCGCUCAUGGACCACAUGACCUGCGGCCACCCGUUUAUGAUAUCAGAGAGAUCCAGGCACAGGAAGCUCUGCAGAACGGCCAGUUGGGAUCCGGGGAGGGAAUUCCUGACCUGCAGCCGGGUGUGCUGGCCAGCCAGGCCAUGAUUGAGAAGACCUUAAAUGAGGACCCACGCUGGCAAGACACCAAUUUUGUUUUGGCCAAUUAUAAAACUGAGCAGUGCACCAAGCCUCCACGUCUAUGCAGGCAAGGCUAUGCCUGUCCACACUAUCACAACAGCAGAGAUAGAAGAAGAAACCCCAGAAAGUUCAAAUACAGGUCGACGCCCUGCCCGAGUGUAAAGCACGGCGAUGAAUGGGGCGAACCCUCCAAGUGUGAGAGUGGGGACAGCUGUCAGUACUGCCACUCUCGCACCGAACAGCAGUUCCACCCUGAGAUUUAUAAAUCUACGAAAUGCAACGACAUGAGGCAAACUGGAUACUGUCCAAGGGGACCAUUCUGUGCUUUCGCACAUGUGGAAAGAAUUCCUUCCACAGAGGAGACCAUGAGCACGUUUCUCACGGCAAUGCAGUCGGGUUCUCAGUCCAAGCUCGGCUCCCAGCAAUAUCCAGAGUGUCCAAUCAGCGAGUGGAGCGCCAACAUGAAUUCCCUCACCAGCAGCGCGAGUAACAACGGACAGACCGGAAACGUAUCAUGCUCUAAUAGUCCGACUGUAACACCAAGCUCAGGGAGCCACAGUUCUUUGUCCCCAAUUGGACCCAUCGGCAGGCCAAAAUGCUUUACUAAUGGUAGCUUAUGUUCAGAGUCCACCACAUCCAGUGUUUCCUCUCCGACGUCUAACUAUCCCAAAGCUCCGGGUUUUGAACGGGAGGAUCAGGCAAAGAACCAGAAGAGCCAGUCUGGGGAACAUAAUCAAAAGUUAAUGGACCAAGACAAACAGGCUCAUGGUGGCGUUUUCUCAGUGGUGAACCCUCUAGCGUCCAGCAUAACAUCAAGCAUCACAUCCAGCUUGGCCUCCAGUAUCGGAUCUGACAGUUCGUCACCCACCACAUUGUCAACCAUGAAUGCAAAAGCCACGCCUUUCUAUCCAGGCAGCAAUACUGUGGAGUCGGUAAUAGGAUCUGCACUUGACCUAAAUUUUAGUGACAUCAAUGUUGCCUCCCUCGACAAAGAGCUAGAGGACCAAGACAACAAUGGCCUUGGUUUAACAAGUCAGAGGUUAUUGGGAGGCUCUGCUCCUGUUAAUAUUCCUGGCUCUCUGGCUCGGUCUUCCUCUCUGCAUUCCUCGUCGUCUCUGUCUGCCUCCCCGCUCAGCUCGCUGUCUCAAUCCCUGUCCCAGUCUCUCCUCACUGGAAUGGCGUCCCAGCAGAGCCAGCAACAGGCACCACCUGUAAAACCUGAACACGGCCUUCUAGGAACACCAACGUCUACACAGAACUCCUUAGGUCUGAAUGGCGGAACAGGGAGUAUAUGGGACUUCAUGAGUGGCAGCUUCUCUCCCAGCCCAUCUCCAGUGUUCAGCAGCCUUACUUCCAGCACGGUCGGCUCCAGCAGCGCUGACAUCGGCCGGCUCCUUCGAGAACUGGAUGAAGCCAAGCGCAAGAUAAAGCAAUGGGAGGAUGCCUGGCACCAAGUCAAACAGGCCUGUGAAGCGUGGCAGAAAGACGCUCACAAAGCGAAAGAACAAGCUAAAUCGGCGGAGGCAGAGCGCCAGCUUGCGGAGCAGAAGCGAGAGGACACCGAGCUCAAACUGAAGGAACUGCAAGGAGACUUUGACGUUUUGUGUCGCUCCCCCAGCACGCCUCUUCUGCGCAGCUACGGCGAGCUGGACCAGCUCCCUCUGCCAAAGCUGCGCUCCAUCCAGAGCCAGCUGCGCUCUGACCUAGACCUCAUAGACGGGGUAAUAUAUCAGCUUCAGUCAAAGAAAUGUAUAGUUUGCCAAAAGCAUGAUCGUUCCAUUGUCCUGCAGCCUUGCCAACAUUAUGUACUUUGUCAGAAGUGUGCGUCUGGUAAAACGGAAUGUCCUUGCUGUAAGACGAAAAUAUUGAAGUGGUGAUGUACAGCUAUCCAAGGUACUAUUUAAUGAUUUAGCCCUUUGAAGAACUACUAAUACAUAAUAUUAUUAUGCUUACAGUUUCUAAAUAGCAUUCUUUUUUUGUGUUUCAGUAUUUCAUAUAGUUAUUCAAUUGAUUGUUUUAUUGGAAUCUAAGUGGUGUUUGACUGAUACAAAUCAAGUACUUGAAUGCAAUACCUGUUUUGUACAAGCUAGAUUAUCCAUUUUCGGAAAGCAUUAAACAAUUUCCCCUUAAUAACUGCUUUAGGUAUUUAUAGUCAGUUGGCCCUGAUUUGACUGUUAGCAACAAAAUCAUCGGUCCGACGCCAUUGUUGCUACUAGCUGUGUAAAGAGGAUUUCUUUGAGGUUUCUUGUUAAAAGCACUUUGUUGUUCUUGAGGGUAUUUUUUUUUUUAGGCAUUUUGCUUUAAGCUGCUUGUAGGUUUAAUUUUCUUAGAUUUAUAUAUUUUUUUUUCUCCCAAAUAUGCUAAAGUAUGAAGCUUUUGUGUGUACUGUGAAACAUUAAUAGAAUAUUUCAUUUUUUCUUACUGUUAAAUCAUGGUAUAGUGUAUAUAACUUGUUAGUUUUCAUAUAAAAUAGUACUAGUUAAUAUUACAUUUAUUGUUACUUAAAUUUUUCAAUCAAAUAAGUGCAAACUUUGAAUGCAUUUUAGGCAUAACCAGCAGCUGUAAUAUCAGUAAGGCACAUACUGUAUGCUAAGGCAUUUAGUAAAUCGUUUUCUCCGUCUUAUAGUGACUAUUUAGAUAUACACUAGUUGUUAGAUGAGCACACGUGUUCUGAAGUCCUCAGCGACACAGUAAUUCAUUUUUUUAUUUUUAUUUUUUUUGGACUUUAGCCCUUUCAGAUGUGUCAGAACGUAUAUCUGAUUCCUGGCCACUCCCUCUUAAGUGCCUUGCCUUAAAAACAUUCAAAGCAUCUGUGAAGAGUUUAGGAUUGUAGUACAAAUCUCAUCCGCUUGCAAGUACACGAGUAUGUAUUUUUCCAGUAGUACCAUCUUAUCAGAGGAUUCGCCGGCCUCAUAUUAACGUAUUCCCGAGAGACUUCACCCUGGUCGGUGCCUGAGCUCUUGAGGUUCAGCUAAAGAAUCGUUCCCUCUUCUUCAUUAACGAUGGUGCUUUUUGGGUGCAGCUUCAUUAUCGUUAGAAAUGUUGAAUCGUCCUUAAUUUAAAUGUGUAGGGAUAUUCAAAUCAGGAAAUGUGUGUUUCUUUGAUUGCAAAAACUAAACUGGCUUAGUACAUUUCUGUUUAUUGAAAUGUGUAGAACUGUAGUGCUCUGUAGUGUUUACAGACGGACAUCAUUGGUGUUUUUUCGUAUCCAAAUUCGACAGUGUAAUGUGCUUUAGGUAAUCUAAUUGAAAUGACCUGCUACUGUGUUAUCUGAAACUUUUUUUUUUUUUUCUUAUUUCUGGUUCCUUUCAUUUUUACAGCAACGAGUUUGUGCGGUAAAUUGUCAGGUACACAAAGGUGCAAGUUUCUUUUUGUCUUUUGAAAUCGGGAUAAACGGUUUACUUCAAAAGGGAUGGUUAUUGAGGAUCUGAUUGUCCAGACCCUCUUUGUUUUUUGUUUUUCUGCGUUCAGCUUCACGAGGCAAAGACGGUGUAUAUAUGAUUUAUCUGCUUUCUUUCUUGCAUUGCAUCUAAAUCCACAAGGUCUGUAUGUAGCUCAUUUGGACUGAUUUGUCACUGCAUGUGUCGGUGUGUAACUUUUGUUAACCAGCUGAAGCUCUAGAUCACACUGCCAAAUGUUAUUGAGCAGACCUAUCCCGUCGUUUGGUCAGGCAUCGCAGUCGAUCGCUCAAAGUAUUUAGAAAUAUUUUUGUGCAGUGCUUCAGAUGCAUUGACUAUGUGCGUAUCUUUUCUAGAUCGAUUAGCAAAAACACGUUCUCGUUCGUACAAUGGUUGACGUAGAUAGGUUGAAAUGGAUCAAAGCAGCUCUGGGUGUCCAUGAGCUUUGCAGACGUGUCACUUUGUUGAGGGAUUAGUUCCAUUAUUUGGGUAUUGGACCAUAAGAUAGGGGUUUUGUUGGACUAUAAAAUGUGGUUGAUUUCUCAAAGUAAGAGUGCGGUCAAAUCAAAUGUGGACUUUACUCAAACGAACCAAAGUGGUAUUGUAGUUUAUACUUGUUUCAAAGUUCAAUUGAAGUGGUGUACAAUUACUAUGUCAGUUUUUCAAUGUUUAAUUUGACAGGACAACUAUGCCAACAGUUUUUGCUGACAAUAUUAAUGGACUAAAUGCCCAUUUUUGUAGUUUCUACCAAAGACCUUUACUAUUCUUUUUUUCUCACUGCAAUUUUAUAACUACAUUUUCAUUUUAACAUUUUGAGGAAAUAGUUAGAAAAAUGACCGAACCUAGUACCUUAUUUACAUUUAUAUGUGCAUUCAAAAAAUCCUAAUGAAUCACAAUUGUUUAUUAACUAAAAAAAAAAAAUAAGUAAAUAAAAGGAAUGUUUUUUUUUUUCUUCAAUUUCUCAGUAGAAACGAUGACAUAGUAUUGAAUAUUGAAUUGGCUGUAAUUUACAGUGAAGGAAUGUCAUAGUAAUGAAUGAAUAUUUGUGUUGAUAUUCUUAAGUGGCCAUAUUAUGGAUUAGUGCUUAUUUGAAGUAUAUAUAUAUUUCUUUUUAUACAAAUAAUACUCGUAAAAUUCUGAAAUCAGUUUUGAAACAUUAGUUGUUGUGUGCACUACUUGUAUGCUGUCAGGAAUUUAAAAGAGUAUCUCGUAAGGUGCUUUCUUUGGUUUCCAUUUGACUGGUGUUUGUUUUUUCUGUCUGUUCUUCAGAAUUUGGAUAUGAAAUAAGACAAUUUUUUAACUUAUUUUUUUUUUUUAACCUUGAAGUCUAUUAUUGUAUUGUCAAAUGUUGUCUAAUUUGAUUGUGAUGUAAAAUGGGUCCCUUGCUCAAGCUAGUUGAAAUGGCUGAGACAGACAUUGGGUUACAUUUAUGAAAACUGUUAAAUAUCUACAUUUCCUAGCCUUAAACCUCACUUUUUGGCCUAGAUACGUUUGCCUGUUAUAGUAUUGAGCAAGUGAAAUAAUAUAAUUGUCCUGCAAUUCACAAACAGCCAUUCUGCUUCAUGAUAUUGUUAAAUCUUGGAAGGAUCAAGUCUCUUUGGAACAAAUUUGUGCCUUUAAUAAAACCACAUUGAAAGUAUUUUUCAUUGAACAAAUGGGUAAGCCCAGCUUACCGAAUGAGCUGAAUUUUAGUGCCUUGGGACAUUUCUCAAUGCACAGACUUUCUAAAGACCAGUGUAUUAAAAUAAUACACAAUUACUCUGCCAUGCCUUUAUAACGUUUCACUUAUUUGAAAGAGAAAUAUUUAAUGAUGUUGAAAGUCAGCAUGUACUGCAGUCAAAUGAACCGUUAAGGUGUUUUGCAAUUGUAUUCUCUACCAAGGGCGUGUUAAAAGUAGCAGCUCAUCUGAACAGUUUAUGAAGCAUGACAAUUAAUUUUGAGUCAUUGUGAGUUUGGGCUUCCAAAUAAUUUUUCUGUGUUACUGGUUUGCUCUACAGUGCUUUUUUGUACACAGUCCAUAAUAAUGACAUAUAUAUUUAUAUUUUAGGCAAAUGAAUCUAAACCACAGCAUGAAAAGUUUUGAUUUCACACACAUGAAACACCUCUGUCUGCAUCAGCCAUUUUAAUACCAACUGUAAUCUAAAAUGACCGUUUAACAUAAAUGUACGACCAGGCAUCUGUAAUUUAAGAAGCACCAAGGACUCUUGUUUAGCAAUGUGUAAAUUAAUGUAUUGGACAUUUACCAUAAUGCUCUGCAGUGGAAAUAAUAAUUUCUUUAUUUCUUUCUUUUUUGCAUACUUGUGGAUUUCUUUUGUCCAUUUGUUUGUUUUUCUAAUUGUGUUCUCUAUCAGUAGUGUGAUUUAUUGAACCUAAGGUUUUAUGCAAUCUUGUAUAUACAUAUUACAUAUGAAACUGGUUAAAUUUAGCAAACUAGCCAGCCAGGGGGAAAAACCUAUUACAAUAGUAAACUUUUAUAAGAGGCUAAAAUAACAAUAAUACAAAAAGUGACGCUUUUUUUUUGUUUUUGUUUUUUUGAAACCACUGUUCCCUAUAAUUAAUGUUAUGAAUAAUCGAACAUUAAAUCCCUGAAUAUUGAAUGUACCAUUCAAAUUAGAUAUAAAAUGGGUCACUGGAAUAACUUGGAGAACAGUUCAUCUAUAAUGAUGUAGCACUAGUUUUGUGAAUUGCGAUACAUUGCAAAUAAAUUUAUAAGUUAAACAAUUGCAGUUUUCAAGUUUGUGUAUUUAUCCGUGUAACAAUUUGAUGGAAUUAUGAGAUGUAUUUUUCUCAGGGUUUUACAGGAGAACUGUAGAAUAGAGAGAGAUGUCCAAUUUUCAAAGGAAACUGCAACUCACAGAUUUAUUAGCUCAAAAGUCAAAAUGAGGACAACAUUUAUAUUGCGAGGAAGAAACAUAUCCCUUAUUUUGGUACAUUAUGCAUCAAUAUAUAGAACAGCUUAUAUUCUAAUUAGUGUUGAAAUACUAUACAAUUUUCUGUCAAUAUAAUAUGUUUGUGUAUUUGUUGUCAACACAAGACCUUAAAACAUUUCCUGGGAGUUAUGUGUUUAAGUUAUGGAGGCUUCUCUAUGGAAUAGUUGUAUGUUUUGAUGCCGUAUAAGGCCAGAGAGGUUUCUCUUCACUAGAAUUACUUAAGAUGGUAUUAUUUAUAAUGCAUAAUUUUUCUCUUGUAGUGUAUCAUUUUAAAAUUGUUAACACUUGUCUACACUACAGCAGUUAUGCAAUGGUUUACAGAAUUCAUGGAAUUAUUUUUGUCAUCAUGGGAAUUAAAUAAUUUUUGAUCUUUAACCUGG
Molecule: messenger RNA, 7353 nt
Organism: Pimephales promelas (fathead minnow)
Lineage: Eukaryota; Metazoa; Chordata; Actinopteri; Cypriniformes; Leuciscidae
Gene: unkl
Product: unk like zinc finger
Molecular function (GO): metal ion binding
Source: RefSeq, a predicted model, not a curated record